AUGGAGGCUCUAAGCAUCGAAGUAAGCGGCUUGUUCGGUCAGCCGUGGAUGAUGUUGGGUCUUUGGCUCUUGUUCCUUUCCGAGUUUCCGUAUGUGGAUAUGAUCUCCAGCUCUGUGGAGACAGCCUCGGCAUUGCUGGGUCGGCUUCUAUUCCCAAUACCUCUUUCAGCUUCACCACAACUUGUCUCGUUGUUCGCCGCUGAGUAUGGAUUCAUACACUGCCUAACCACUUCCAACAGUCUCUCAAAAACAUCCUCCUGA
Molecule: messenger RNA, 261 nt
Organism: Arabis nemorensis
Lineage: Eukaryota; Viridiplantae; Streptophyta; Magnoliopsida; Brassicales; Brassicaceae
Source: the annotation of a GenBank genome assembly